CUCAGAGCCGUCGCUUGGCCCUGGAGGAGGCUCACUUUCUCUGGUGUCAACAGUGAGUUGGUUUCUCUCAUUCUCAAAUUGGCUGCAUUUUGUUUUAAGCUCCUCGUUCUCCUUCUUCAUUCUAGAUAUUUCUGCCUUCAGAUCGUCGACCAUAGUUUCGAAAAGUUUCGUGGUCUCUGCGAUUGCACCCUUCAGCAUCCCCUCCAUGACGGAGGAGUACUUAGUCUGAAAAUCGUCCGUAGACAUUUUGGUAUGGUUUAGCUACCGUUCGUCCGAGUUUCGAUAGAAGUCCACUUUUGUCUGUGAAUUAACCGCAACGUUAUUAAAAGCGAGAUAUUAGGAGCUGGCUCAACAUGGCUGCUUCCUUUCCGUCUGUCCUUUGUGUGACGCACAUCGAGGACGUAACGUUCUUGCUGCUUUCCCGCGGACCGGAAGGAGGGAGUUGAGCAAAUUUCCGGUGAUGCACUUAAAUACCUAACCUCUUUCACUAGACUGUGUGUUUUGUGCAUAACUUAGAAAAUGGCAAGAACCUGGUACAUGUGUGAGUAACCAAUUACCAUCAACGCUCUAUGUAGCUAAUAGCCUUGAUCAUAACAGACACCCGUGCAGCUGAAACGAUUAAGAUUGUCGCAAAUCACGACCCGUAUUAUUAAAUCUUCGAAAUGCGGUUGUUUACGGAGUGAAAAGUAAAUGCGAAAGCUCAACGGAAUUUGUAACGUUGACGAUAUAUUACAGCUAAGGAAAUUAAUUACGUUUGCUUACAAACUAUAAACUAAAUGCAUGUUGAAUAUAGUUGUUUUAUGUUUCCGUAGUCGAAAUCUGCAACGUUAACUCUUAAUCACAACUAAUGCAGCAAGCUAACGCUAGUUAGCUAACGUUGAGAUUACAAGCGACUCUAGUUUUGGCGUGAUGAAGUAACCAAACGGUAAAUGUGGACCAACCAGAUAGGUUAACCUUAACGUUACGUAGACUGAAAACCGAGUAACUGGUACAUCUAGUCUAAAGAGACCCACGUUAGCUGUGCCCGACAGCUGCUACUCUGCUACAGUCCUUGACUGUCCAAAGUUGCCUGUUCCUGAGUUUACUCCCAAAUAAAAGGACAGCUAUUACACAUCUUUGGCAUAAUGGCCGAAACUAUAUUAACGUUUCAGUCCCAACUUUCUGGUGUCAUGGAAACGGUAUUUAAAGCUGCCAUGUAUGAGAUCACCCGGCUUGUGGAGGACAGUUUUUUGGACGAGGUAACGCGGUGCAGAGAGCAGGUGGAGUCCCUGAGGAGGCGACUCAAGUUGUCGGAGGUUCGACGGAGAGAAAGAGAGGGAGACCGGAGGGGGAGAUGUCUUGACUGCGGAAGAGUCGGGACGUCCGGUGAGAUGGAUCCCAGAGCGACAGAGAAAAGUCUUAAACAGGAGAGUGUGUUGCAAGAAGAGAUAAAUAGCUUGCAAGGCAGUGAUGGAGAGACACACCAUGACGCGGAAGAGGCAACCCCAGAGGCCCCCCGAGCCAUCAAGGCACCACAGGGUGAAAAGCUGGAUGGACUGCUCAAGGAGGAAGCCCUUCGGAUCACGCCAGAAAUGAAUGAGUCCCAAGAGGGAUGGGGAGUCAAUUUGGAUGAAACAGAGGCAUCAGGUCUGCCGGGGCCCAGUAAACGUUUUGGCGACCACAAGAUCCCAAAGUGCCAUGUGAACUGGGAAGCUGGCUAUAAUCAGAGGCCAGAAUCAGGCCAAGAUGGACACUCAGUUGACCCAUCUGAACCACUGUUCCAGAGAAGGUAUGGUAUGGAAGAUUUGGGUGGCUUUGACAAGACUGGCUACGGAGACUCCAAUAUGAUAGACAUGGGUAACUUGGAUGGGUUACAAGGAUCACCGUCCCACCUGGGCGAGGAUCUGAGUUACAUGGGGCAUUAUGAGAGGGACGUGGGAGCACCAGAAGGAGUCGAGCAUCACGUUUACCAAGCGGGUGCCGCACGGACUAGAAGGGGCGCGGACGGUUCACCUGCAGGCUCUCCCUCGAGGACUAACAUUGAUGUAAGCGGAGAGCUCAGCUGUUUAUUGAUCAAUGAAGAAGGGUAUCUACAGGACCCGAGUAUCUUGUACCCCGAACAUGUGUCUGGUGAUCCAGGCGGCAGGUUGAACUUCAGGGGUCAGGGCAUUCACAUUGACCCGACUUUAGACAGCACCGAGGAUAUGUAUGGGCCCUCGGGCGCAUACAGUGAUACCUUACACCCAGGAGAGAGGCUGCAGCAUCAGGUAGGAGGGAGAGGAGGGAGGAGACACACCUGUAACCAGUGCUCCGCGUCCUUUCCGGAUUCGGCCUCACUAAAGGCCCACAGGCAGACGCACAAAGGCGUCGGACAAGUGCCCUCGUACUCCUGCACGCAGUGCGGAAAGACCUUCACCCAAGCCUGCAACCUCAAAGUCCACCAGAGGAUUCACUCGGGGCAGGGGCUCCACCUCUGCAGCCAUUGCGGUAAAGGUUUCCCUUCUUUCUCUGACCUAAAGACACACAAGUGUGGCCAAACGGUUGACAAACCUUACAGCUGCACUGUAUGCGGGAACAAGUUCAGCCGCCUCUGGAAUCUGAAGUUGCACCGGAGAAUUCACACACAGGAAAAACCUCACCGGUGCACUAUGUGUGAUAAGAGCUUCACACGGGCGGACAUAUUGAAGGUGCACCAGCGUACCCACACGGGGGAGCGGCCAUACUGCUGCACUGUCUGUGGUCUCAGCUUCAAACGCCUGGAUCAUCUGAAAUCACAUCAACGGAAACACAUGACAAAUCUAUAAAACUAGGGACGUUUGGGGGGAGAGAGAGCAUCAUAAAGUGUAAGAUUGUUGAUUGUAUGAGAGAGUUUUUAUUUAUGAGCCAUGGAUGCUUUUUUUUUUUUUUUUUGGCUUUUAUUUAAAAACCUUUCCUUGGUAUGGAAAACAUAGAACAAAGAUAAAAUAUAUGUUUCUUAUGUUUGUUAAAUACGUCUUAUUUGUACCCAUUUAUUGCUGCAUCUUUGGUUACUGCAAAAAUGAUUGUAAAAGAAAAAAGGCUAAGUAACAUUAUUUUUGCGAUAGUCUGAAUCAAGGAUAAUUGCAGGAUAUGAGAAAAAUAGAAGAGAAGGCCCUGCAGGAUAUUCCUUGCCUUCCGCUCUGUGUUUUACCGUUCUCAAGCUCCAUUCCCUUUGGGAAACAACAACAAACUUCAAGCUAGUGUGCUACACGCUGAAAAGUUUUUCUGUGGAAAAUAUGGAUCAUGCAACAAGGCAGGCCUUCAUGGUUCUUUCGGGGAAUUAUUGUAAAGAUUAACAAGGAAUAUGUUUACA
This is a messenger RNA of Perca flavescens (yellow perch), 3310 nucleotides long. Its product is annotated as zinc finger protein 8. Lineage: Eukaryota; Metazoa; Chordata; Actinopteri; Perciformes; Percidae. Gene Ontology annotation, cellular component: nucleus. Bases 1125 to 2783 code for a protein of 552 amino acids. Gene Ontology annotation, biological process: regulation of gene expression. The record is from RefSeq and is a predicted model, not a curated record. The transcript is spliced from 4 exons.